AAUAAGCCUGACGCCGCACCGAAGGCGUUGCAUCGUUCAUCAGCGGCACCGUUAUCGCAGUGCAGCAGAAAUGCUCAUUCCCAUGAUAUUGGGGGCUAUCAACGCGCCCCUGAAGCUUGCAUACAAGACGGGGAGGCUCACGGCCAAUGUGCGGCAAGCUCGGCUGCCCCUGAACAAGCUGGAUUGCAUUGCUGCGUUUGUGCUGGACCUCAAAGGAAAGGGCAAGCUCGGCCUCAUCUGGCUGGUGUCAAAGCUCAUUCAUGGCAAGAUUACUAACGCGCAGCGCGCCGGGAGGAUGGCGUCAUGGAUCGACAGCCACCGUGCCGGGCCCACCAACACUAGUCUAGAGUCAGACUUGGAUAAAUGGAUUGCCGCGACAAAGCCGGCGCUUGCACCUGCCAAGCCCGCGGCUGCGAGCGCGGCAGCCAAGCCUGCGGCUGCGGAUGCCAAGCCCGCGGCCACGAAAGUGACCGCAAGUGCGGCGGGAGCCGGCAGUGCCAAGGUGCCUGCGCCUAUCAAUGCGCAGCCGUCCGGACCGCCACGUGACCCGCUCAGCCGUGCCGGGUUCGUGUUCCUGCGCGACUGCCUGUCUCGGCUGCAGGCGGGCGAGGAGGAGGUGCGCCAGCGCUUCACGCCCGAGGCGGCGGCGGGCGGCGCCGCGGGCGGGCCGCUGAAUGUGCAUGAGGCGCUGGCGGCGCUGUACGGCACGGCCACGGUGUACCGGCUGUCGGACGCUCUGGCGGCCAGCGCCCGGCGGGGCAGUGGCAGCACGCCGGAGGACGCCGAGCGCAUUCAGCGCCUGCUUGACGAGGUGUAUGUGGAGCUGCGUGUGGCGCUUCGCCGUGACCUGAUGGACAUGCUGGUGUACUAAGAUGCCGGUGUACAGUGACCGCCACGGGUGCGAGCAGCGGACUCCCAGAUUCCAUUACCGGUAAUGUGAACGGUAAUGACGAGUGUGGUGGGAACGAAUGCGUACGGUACGGUGGGUGAGCAAUACGUGAAGAGGCGACUGCUGCACUGGUUAUUGUGCACAGAGGGUGCUGUCGGGCGCGUUUGCAAGGGUCAAUUGGUUAUGGCAUACGGCGGUCCGUGUCCUGUUUCACUGCAUGCCCUGCGUGCCAGAGGAGAGGUGCGUGCAACGUUAGGCACGUGAGACUGAGUGAGUGCGAAUGUGCACGCGGGGGCUGGCGUUGAGGCUUGUUAAAGCCAGUAGGACCGCUAACACGCAAACGAUGGGUGCUGUAAGUGGCGGAAAGGGGCUUAGGCUGAGUAUUUGCGGUGCAGAGGAAUGCGGGGACAGCGUGUGCGGCCUCAGCUGGGGGUGAGCGUGUGCGGCCGAGGGUGAGCGACGAAGGGUCGAGGCAGCAGGUCGAUAAGGCGGCGAAUACAGGUGAAGGGGCGCGAAUCUGUGUGCUGUUGUUGUGGGCCUAAUUGCUGGUGCAAAGAAUGCAUGCUUACGAAACCGCCAUUUCGCAAACUUUUCGGCAGGAUGUGACAAGGAUGACCACGUUGGCAGCGAAAAGCGGACGUAGAGUCUUUGCGGCGCAAUGUUACGAAACGCCAGCAACACCUCGACAGGUCAACACGAU
Molecule: messenger RNA, 1589 nt
Organism: Chlamydomonas reinhardtii
Lineage: Eukaryota; Viridiplantae; Chlorophyta; Chlorophyceae; Chlamydomonadales; Chlamydomonadaceae
Exons: 4
Coding region: 71-871 (266 amino acids)
Source: RefSeq, a predicted model, not a curated record